Messenger RNA from Drosophila willistoni, 2297 nucleotides. RefSeq lists its product as uncharacterized. The record is from RefSeq and is a predicted model, not a curated record. The transcript has 8 exons. Bases 234 to 2117 code for a protein of 627 amino acids. Lineage: Eukaryota; Metazoa; Arthropoda; Insecta; Diptera; Drosophilidae.
CUGAUCAAAGGGUAUCCAAGCUUCGUAUUGCUGUUGUGGCCAACUAUUGCUUCAUUUUCUGCUUGUUAACCAUGUUUUCCUCUGCAUAUUGACCAUAAUUAAUUUAUGAACCACAUACUUCCUUUCUGCCUGUCUGCCUGCCUGCUUCACGCAUUUGGUGUAAGUGAAGCACAACAGCCAACCAACACUUGAGUGACCACUAGCAAGGUCACGCAUUGAGCAAGACCCUGAAAAUGGAUUAUGAUGUGUAUAUUGACAUGCUUGCAAAUAUAUGUAUACUUUCUGUAGCCAACAGUUGCUCUUGGGAAUCGGAGAUGAGAGGAUUUACCACAAUGCUGCUGCUUAUGCUGCUGCGGCUGAUGCUCAUGUUGCAGCCCUUUGGUGAUUGCCUCGAAUUGACCAGCACUGAUUAUGCCAUCGUGAGCAAAGCAGCUGUGGCCACCACAACUCAGGCUGCACCACCCUCAGCUCUGCCACCUGUUCCACUAUUGUUACGUAAGGGUCGAGUGCAAACUACAACUCCCACGCCACGCACUCUCAAGCAUCCUUUGGGAGAUGUUGGUCAGAAGGAGCUGGUGGCUCUGUCCUCCAAAUCGUAUAUAUCGGGACCCACCACUCAGGCCUCUAAGUUGAGCAAGCGUGCUGGACUGGCGGGUUCCAAGAAGUUUCCAAAGGACACAACAAAUCGCAGCAGUGCAACUGUGGAGCGCAACAAACUGCAGCAUGAUGUGCCCGAUCAUGUGCCCGAUUCCUCUGGCUAUAUACCGCAACGUGUGGGACAUCCCGUGCACUUGACCUACGACUCAACUGGUGUUGAUUCGAGUGGUGCGCCAACAGGUACAGAUGGCAGUGGCUAUCACGUGGCUCCAUAUGAUGGCAAUAAAUGGCAUGAGGAAUACUGGGAACAGGAUUAUCAACAAUUUGGCCAUAAUGCCACCAGAGUUCAACACAUUGAAGCCGAAUGUCAAGAUGAUUACAUGAAGAUUCGCAUAGGUUUUAAUGGCUCAUUUAGUGGCUUGCUCUACUCAGCUGGUUACGCUUACGAUCCCGAUUGCAUGUACAUAAAUGGUUCAGGAAGGGAUUAUUAUGAAUUUUAUAUUCAAUUAAAUCGUUGUGGAACCUUGGGCAAGAAUUCACUGCAAGAAGAGAGUCGCAAAAAUCCUACUAAUUUUAUGUGGAAUACUGUAACUGUUCAAUAUAAUCCCUUAAUUGAGGAGGAAUAUGAUGAACAUUUCAAAGUCACUUGCGAGUACGGAUAUGAUUUCUGGAAAACAGUCACUUUUCCUUUUCUCGAUGUGGAAGUGGCCACUGGUAAUCCUGUGGUCUUUACCCUGAGCCCUCCAGAAUGCUAUAUGGAGAUACAAAACGGGUACGGCAUUGGCGGUCCUCGAGUCACUGGGCCAGUGCGCGUGGGUGAUCCUCUGACUCUGAUCAUUUACAUGAGAAGUAAAUAUGAUGGUUUCGACAUCGUGGUCAAUGAUUGUUAUGCCCAUAAUGGAGCCAAUAAGCGCAUACAGCUCAUCGAUCAUCAAGGUUGUCCUGUGGACGAUAAACUUAUUUCCCGGUUUAGAGGUUCCUGGUCGGAUUCGGGUGUAUAUGAGACACAAGUGUAUGCUUACAUGAAGACAUUCCGAUUCACAGGUUCACCGGCUCUUUAUAUUGAGUGCGAUGUUCGCAUGUGUCAUGGACGUUGUCCCAGCCAGCCCUGCCAUUGGCGAAAUCUGAAGGCGGUUACCAAGCGUGACACCUCCAAUAAGACAGCCACAAAUAUUUCUGUGCCUCCACACUCAGACGCUCUCGCAGAGGCGGGCACUUCAACAGAUAGUCCGGGUGGGCAGGCAUCCCUUUCCGAGAACGUCAAUCUCUUUCAAUCGCUACGUGUACUUCAAGAGGGCGAGAACGACGGUGAUGAUAUCUUCGCCCAUCGUCAAACAAAGCCCAUGCAAGCCCCCCAGACUUGCCUAAAGACCUCAACGUUUUCCGCUCUUACGGCAAGCUGCUCCGCCUUACUCUGCAUUCUUACAGUCACUUUGCUCAUUGCCUGCUCCCGCCUUAAGCGGCGCAAGGAGUCCACGCUCUAUGAUUCGUAUAUAGCUCACAAGGGCCAGAUCGAUUGAUCCGAAGGAAAUGUGUAUUUUUAAGAAGGUUUUGUAAAUAGUUUACCACAAAGUUCUAGGCCUAAGGAGUAUCUUUAGUUUAGCCGCUAAGUUUAUUUCCAAUGUCUGUUUGGGUUACAUUUAUAUUUUAUUUAUCCCAGUUUUUAAUUGGAUAAAUACAUGCGGUAUUUUUUUUUUUAA